AUGAGAAAUACAGGAGUAGUAGCGUUUAAGAGGGUAAAAAGAUGCAUUCAUACAUCCACCACACUGGAUAAUUUUGAAAAGCCCCAGAGAUUUUUGGUGAUCCCCCCAAAGCCGACAGUGCUGGUGGUAGCUGUGCUAAUUGCAACGGCGACCUUCACAAGUGUACUUAGCCCCCCUGGAAGGGUACGCGGUGGUGACUUCAACCUCCUUACGGAUGGCGGUAAUUUCAACGCCACGGUUACGUCCACCAACAACCUAUUUGCUGCUGACACCAGUUUUUUCAACGCCACCUUAUUCAUUCCCACUGACAAUCCUGUCAAACGACUUCUGUUUGAUCCAAAAGAUUUGGAAUAUGGUUUCACCUUUGACCUUUUUGACGGAUUAAACACAGUUGCCUUUGUUCUCUCGGCGGCGAUGAUAAUGUUUGUCCUCCCAGGAAGACCCAUAUUUUUGCUUCUGCAUGUGGCUCUUUCUUUUACGAUGAUGAGCUAUGGGACUUCAUUUUACCUCAUAUCACAGUCGUAUGGUUACUGUGCGAUGUAUGCAACUGCAUCCGCACUUUGUACGUUGCUGAUUUAUAUCUGUAGGUUUACGACGUUUGUAAUUGAAGAUAUCGCCAAGGGAGACACGAGAGCUCCCUUCUUCUUCUUGUUGUCAGAGCUUCAAGGGGUUCAACGCCUUCUGAUGCUGAAUAAUUUGUUAGGCAAUAUUAAUUGAGUGAUCGGUCCAAAU
Molecule: messenger RNA, 732 nt
Organism: Rhododendron vialii
Lineage: Eukaryota; Viridiplantae; Streptophyta; Magnoliopsida; Ericales; Ericaceae
Exons: 2
Coding region: 1-717 (238 amino acids)
Source: RefSeq, a predicted model, not a curated record